AUGGCAACACAAGCCACCCUCUUCACCCCAACCCCCUCAGCCCCAAAGACCAGCGUUGAGCGCUCCACUGUCCCAUGGAAGCAAUCAGUGUCCUCCUCCUUCAUGGCCCCAAAGCCACUCAUGCUCUCCUCCACCACAAGAACCAUGAGGAUCAAUGCAGCAGCAGAAGAGAAAACUGUGGCCCCACCAAAGGAGGCUCCAGUGGGCUUCACCCCACCAGAACUCGACCCAACAACCCCAUCACCAAUCUUUGGUGGCAGCACGGGAGGGCUGUUGAGGAAAGCCCAGGAAGAAGAGUUCUAUGUGAUCACAUGGGAGUCUCCAAAGGAGCAGAUUUUUGAGAUGCCAACUGGAGGAGCAGCCAUUAUGAGGGAGGGUCCUAAUUUGCUGAAACUGGCUAGGAAAGAGCAAUGCUUGGCUCUUGGGACAAGGCUGAGGUCAAAGUACAAGAUCAAGUACCAGUUUUACAGGGUGUUCCCUAAUGGGGAGGUUCAAUAUUUGCACCCAAAGGAUGGAGUUUACCCUGAGAAGGUGAACCCAGGGCGCCAAGGGGUUGGCCAGAACUUCAGGUCUAUUGGGAAGAAUGUGAACCCAAUUGAGGUCAAGUUCACUGGCAAGCAAGUUUAUGACAUAUAA
Molecule: messenger RNA, 636 nt
Organism: Prunus armeniaca (apricot)
Lineage: Eukaryota; Viridiplantae; Streptophyta; Magnoliopsida; Rosales; Rosaceae
Source: the annotation of a GenBank genome assembly